AUGGUAAAUACGUGAACUUGAAUGGAUUUAGAGGUUAAAGGAGUUGCUGCUUCUCCUACAAGUCAAACUCGGCCAUUCUCUGGAAGAAAGAAGCCACUACAACAAGGAUGGACUUCGAGAUCAUGGGCAAUCCGGAAUCCUUGCCUACCUGUGGUCCCACCACUGGAUUUGGGAAGCCUUGUUGACUCUGAUGAUGAGGAGCAGGACAUAAUACCUGAAAAUUUGCCAGCCCCAACAGACAAAUAUAAACUAAAAUAUCAGCAAUACAAAACUGAAAUGAAAGAGGGAUAUAAACAAUAUAGUCAGAAAAAAGCAGAAAAGGCAAAAUCUAACAUCACACAUCAGCAGUCUCCAAGGAAUGGGACCGAUGACAAGUGUGUACGAGGUGAAGAAGCCUUCGCGGAUGACCUCACAGUGCUGGAUAGGAAAGCCCUCCUACAGCAGGGUUAUGCAGACCACACUUACAGCGCACAGGGGAGCACAAGAAAGUCUGAUGCCGAAGCCGUGGCUGCAGAGAAGAAGAAACAGACUGUUGCCGAGCAAGUGAUGACAGACCACUUAUCCAGGGCUGUGAUCAGUGAUCCAGAACAAGAUGUGACCACUGAGAAACAGGAAAGGGCUCGUGUCCUUCCAGAUCCAACAAUAGCACCUCUUCGAUUUAGGAAAAGAACGUUGCAUGAAACAAAGAUAAGAACCCAUUCUACAUUAACUGAAAAUAUACUUUCUCAUAAAGUACAAUUUGAUAGUAGGAUCAUAUCAAGAAAUGGACGUGAUGCUUGCAGAGAGCUGAUUGGGUUCUUUUUUACUCAUGACCAAUCGCUUACAAUUUAUGAAUAUCGGCAAUUUGGGAAAAAUAGAACAAGUGUGCUUCCUUUUAUUCAAAAAAAUGUUUAUAGUCACCAGCGUGGACGAAGAACAGGAAAACAAUACCAACGUGGUGAUUUUUACAUUGGUGGAAACUUGACAUUUUUGAGUUCUGAUCAUCCGAGACUUCCAGAGAGCAUAAAAGAAAACACAUUACUUAUGCUUCGAAUCACAAAUGUUGAUCAGAUAGCUUUGGACUCUCUCAAAAGCGAUUCUGUGGAACGUGAGGAUGAUCUAACCCAUCAAGAAGCCAAGGAUAAGCUGGUCCUCGAGGCCAUUCAAGCUGUGCUCCAAGAACAGCUACGUAACAGAGGUGUGCGUGUAUUGACUGGAUUGGGAAAAUACCUUCAACGAUUGGACAAGGAAGGAAAUGGACUUUUAGAUAAGGCAGAUUUUAAGCAAGCUCUAAAAGUAUUUCACUUACAAGUAUCAGAAAAUGAUUUUGAGUCUUCAUGGCUAAUUCUGAAUGGCAAUGGCAAUGGCAAUGGCAAGGUUGAUUACGGAGAAUUCAAACGUGCCAUUAUUGGUGAAAUGAAUGAAUACAGGAAAUCAUUUGUUCGAAAGGCCUUUAUGAAACUGGAUUUCAAUAAAACUGGCAGUGUGUCUAUUAUAAACAUAAGAAAAUGUUAUUGUGCAAAGAAGCAUCCUCAAGUAGUUUCAGGCCAUUCUACAGAGGAAGAAAUCAUAUCAUCUUUUCUAGAAACCCUGAAAGAUGCCUGCAGCAAGUCUGAUGAAGUGUCGUAUGGUGAAUUUGAAGAUUACUAUGAAGGUCUAAGUGCAGGGAUAGUCAAUGAUGAAGAUUUUGUUACUAUCUUACGUACUCCGUGGGGGAUUUAGUUGUUUAAAAUGAAUAUACCAUCAACACUAAGCAUUUUAAGGGAGAGAUGAAUUGAAUGUAAAGUAUGAUCGAACACUGGAAUAUGUUUUUCUAAGGCUCCCUUUAUUCGUUUUUUUUUUCCCUCAAAAAGUUGAGUCUGGAAAGAGAAAU
Molecule: messenger RNA, 1852 nt
Organism: Ceratotherium simum simum (southern white rhinoceros)
Lineage: Eukaryota; Metazoa; Chordata; Mammalia; Perissodactyla; Rhinocerotidae
Gene: CAPS2
Product: calcyphosine 2
Molecular function (GO): calcium ion binding
Source: RefSeq, a predicted model, not a curated record